CACCAUAAUAAUUUUGAAUAACCUGGUGGGAGAAAAUACCUUUUGCUGUGGUAAGUUCAAGCAAUUCUACCAGAUAAGAUCCUUCUCGCCUUGUUUGAGCAGUGCAGUUUUAGUUUGUGAUCAGUUCAUUCAAUGUUGAGAUUUAAAAUCAAGUUCAGUUCUAAUUUGACAGCGAAACCCUCUUUUUUGGAUGGGAUUGUGCAUAAUUUCAUUCUUUGGAAAAGUACACAGUUGACGAAAUCUUGAAAUCAUGUACUGAUAAGCUUUACCCCUUAAAAUUCUAGUAAGGAAGCUAAACUCGAUGUGGAAUCGAUUCAGAAAUACUGUACAUUCGAGACUAAAAGCCUGGAGUCAUUUUAUGUCUGAAAACUUGGAACUAAAUUAAUUUUACGCGUGAUUUUUUUUACAGUUUGCAUUACGUGGAAAAAGAGAUUGAAAUUACUAUGGAUGAAAGUAAGUAACUACAUGUAGAUUGAUUUUAAAUGAAAGUCAUCUUAACAAAGUCAGUUUGACUUGAUCAAUGCUCAUUUGUAAAUGAAUGGCAAGACAGAAAAAAAGAAAUGCUGGUGUGUUGUUUGUUUGAUAAUAUGAAAACAUCUUUGUCAGAUCAGGGAUUGUGUAACCAAUAUAAUCUGCAUCACACAGAUUACAUUUGAAAUUGUUAACAAUGCAUUGGUGGACUAAAGCUGGCUUCUCUUCUUGCAAAUUGGGCUUGUUGCUGAUCUUAGUAAUCAUGUAAACUGUUUGUAACUCAGGAACGAUCUUCUGGCCAAGAUCUUUCAGCUGUUUUUGAACUGCGUCAGUAGAUUUCUGAUCUUUGAGCAGUAAAGUAAUCCUGAUGGGUUUUUGUGUUUUUGUGCCAGUUUCAGUUGGGGUUUAAGGAUGAUGUUGAUGAUAUACAGCGACAGUUUUCCUCAUCCUGAAGACAAUAAUUGUGAUGGGUUGAUAAGUUGUCGUGUACACCUGCAUAAAUUAAAAUGUAACCCACAUCCUGUCAAAAUUUUAUACGGAGGGGGAUAAAUCUAUUGAAUGUGAUUGAUGUCCAGGUUCUGCAUGUGACUGAGGUCCAGUGGGAGCCACUUUCUGGCUAACUUGCCCUAUGGGCAACCUGAGGUUUGUUUUUUUGGUUGCCCAUGGUUUAUAUUGGAUGCCCACCUACUAAGUCCUGUUGCCCAUGAAAACUCACAGGAGGCAAUGUUAAAAAAAUAUACAAAUAAUAAAAAAUGACAAUUUUAUCAUUUAAUAUAGUUGACAUGAAAUAUGGUCCACGAAUGAGGAUAUUGUAAAAGCUAUAAUAAACUAUCAUCUAAUUAUUUGAUUUUCACCAAUCACUUAUCGAAAGUAAUUUCGUAAAUGCUUUGCUAAAAUAGCAAAGCACAUCUGGCCAUGCAUAAACUGGGUUCCAUUGUAACAAGAAUUUCUUACAUGCUGCCUAACACAGUGGCCACUAUAAUGUUCAUAUCUUUUAUUACUAUGGUCAACAUUUUUAAAUCGGGUGUAUAUAUAAAACCAAUCUAAGGAAAUGUAUGGCUAUAGUUUCCAUCUUUAAGCAAUUGCUUUUAUUUUAGGCCCGAUAACUUCUGCAUCUAGGAUCAACUCCAGCGAUGCUCCAAAAGGGAGCCAAUUAUGUCCUGUUGUGACAGGGAAAACUGCAGCAAAGGUACCAGUCACAAAUCCAUGCACAGAACCUCAAUUUAAUGGUAUUUCAGAAGUGCAGGUAUGUAAAUAUCAUGUUUGAAUAAUAUAUUAUCCAAACCUUUCUACACCUAGCCAAGUCAGAUUCUAUUGUCUUCCAUUUGCACUUCCCUUUUUGUCUCACAUUGUAAUGCAAUGAUCUUUGUUUGCACAGUUUUCUUCUGCUUGCAAUUGGAAACAAAUCCCUCAGUCUCCUGCCUCAAAACCAGAAAAUAUUUUUUGAGUGAACAACUUAACCAAAACAUGUGUUAUCGACUAGUUGAGAACAAAAAUAUUUGAUGAUUUUAGUUCAGCAGAAUGUUGUUUGAAAUUUUCUUUCAUAACCAACUCAUGUGCACCCACACUUUGCACAUGAUGAAUUAAAGAAGAACUAGCAAAACAGGCAGAAAAAGAAAGCUGCUAGUAAGAAAAUAUAUCUAACGACAAAGACAACAGAAUAUGAAAAAAUGGUUUUCUUAGAUCUUUAUUUAUGUAUUUAUUAUAGACUUGGAGAGAGCAAAACUGGAAAGCCCUGCUCAGGUUGGAGGAGUUGAUAAAAGUAUGUAUCUCAAUUAAUAUUACAAAAUAAUUUAUGUCUACUGAGUUGAUAAUGUAAAUUGGCCAUGGUAAAGAGUUUCUAAGGUGAUGUUUAUUCUUGCCAUAAUAACUUAUUUGGGGUUUUAUUAAAAUAUUAUGUGCUUCUCUGCAGAACGAAAAAAAAGAGAUGGUGAAGUUGCAAGAGCGAAAAGACUAUCUGCAAGAUCUAUUGAUGGUAUGAUAAUUUUUUUAAUUGGUUUUUGCAAUAACUGCUUAACCUGUCAAAACACCUUGUAAGAUUAAAUAUUGUAAUAGGAGCAAGUGGAGUCUUAUUCCAUUUGUAGUCAUACAAGUGAUUAACACAACAACAAAAUCAGACGACCACUAUGCAGGAGUCCGGUUUGUCAAUCACGAGUAUGAUUGAAGACAGAAUUGGACAAUGCCAAAACUGUUACUAAUUAAUCAUCACUGUUACAAUCUCUGAAAAAAGAAAAAAAAAAGAACCAAUACAUUUAGGACAAACACCUCUGGUAGAGAAAUUGCCUAAAGUGAAAAAUUACUCCAUUUUGGAAAUUCCCUAGGUUUUUUUUUUUUCCUUUUCAGGAUAAGUGGUUGUUGUUAUGGUUAUUGUGAUAAAUUCUGUGAUUGGCUUCUUCAACAGUCCAAUCACAGAUGUCUGAUUACAGCCAACUGUCCUAUCACAGUUACAAUUGAACAGAAUGAUCUGUGAAAAAUAAAGCAAUUAAUGUACUAAUCACAUUUGAGGAAAUGCAACAGUUAUGAUUAAUAUGUUUACCAGAAAGUAAAACCAAAAAAUUUCCAAGUCUUUCUCAGACUGGUUAGUAUAAGACCUUUCAUAGAGUAGAUGAUCGUCAGUUUCUGAACCAGCUUCACAAAAUGUACAAGAUUCAUCUGAGACAUAACUUACUUUGGCUAGGAGGGAAUUUAAGUAAAUGGUGGUGUCUAAGAUUUUGAAUUGGAAACUUCAGGCAAUCAUUUUGGAUGAGACAGUCUUCACCUUUAUUAAUGCUACAAAUAGUAACAUUCCUUUUGGUUAAAGCAAAGGAAAAAUAAAACGAUCUUUUUACCUGCAAUAGGCUCUAGAGGACUCUAGCUGGGAGUAAUUUUUUUUUAGAGUGAAAAGUGUUUUACUCUGUAUCAGUAGAGGUGGAUAGGCUUUGGAUUGAAACUGUGUAACUGUUACAUUUUAGUCGCAGACGGUGGAGACACGUGAGAUGGAGGAUGAAUUAAGUCAGAUGAACUUAAGACUCGCUGGGGAAGCCAUGAGGAACUUCCGUAAAGAGAGAGAAUUACAACAUGAAAGAAGGGAAAUUGAGGCGGAAAUUGAAAUACGUGAGGGAGUAAGAAGACCAGGUGAAGUGAACAUGGAUAUAGGUAAGAAACGGUAACUACAGAUAAACAUACAAAAAUGGUGUUUAGUUUUUUCUGAUAGUGAAAUAAAAUACAGUCACAUACUUUAAGAUAGUACAUUGGCAGUCAAGGCUGUGCUCAAAGGCGCUCGGUCGCCUCAGGCGACUAACAUUAGGGACCUUAAGCAGUCAGGACGGCAACGCUAAGGAAGACUUCGAUUAAAAAAUGAAUUUCUGCCUUUAAUUAGAAUUUCAAAAAUGCCUGCAUUGUUUUCCAUCGCAUACGGCGCCACACCUCAACUUCAGCAUAACGUAUAAAAGAAACGUUGAGUUCCAAAUGGAAAUUAAAAUAAUUUGCCGUCGCGGUUUCGGUUCGCAGACGACGCAAAUUGUGGUGAUUUCACAUUGUUGUUUUGCAUGGGACGGCUAAGAAAUGUACAAAGUUUUUAAACGCACGUGCUGAGCUAUUGUUCUGCCCAUUAAAUCUUUUGUUUUUCUAUGUCCUCGUUGCCGUCGCCGUCGUGGUUUGCUUAAAAUCCCUAUUAGGUCCCAGGCGACUGAAAAAAUAUUGCGGUCGCUCAACCGGGCACUCGGCCCCUUGUGCAGCAUUCGCCUCUGUGGUAAAUGUGGCGAUUGAGUGAUACAUUUUUAUUUGGUUGAUUUCUAAGCGUUAUUAGCAGAAAAAUAUUCUUUUGCGCGACACGUAGUAGAAUUGUUCACGUUCGAAGAUCUCGAAGUUACUGUCGCAUUUCGUUCCACAUGAUUUCACACGAACCCAAAUUACAAUAAUUAUUGAAACAAUAGUUCUUUUCACUUCACACGUGAUAAACCGCACUGAUAUUGCAGAAAUUUACGUUGAACACCGCGAUUUUCCUUGAGAUGAUGAAAGUCUGAUUUAUUUCAGCGUUUCGAUGGAUUUGGAAAGUGUAGCGCGUUUAUCUUUAUUUCAAACCAAGAUUCAUUCUAUAUGCAAAUUUCCGGCAAGUCAGCUUUGUUGGUAGAUGUUUAUCGAUCGCUGUGAUAGGCGACUUACAUUUACUUUAUGAAGAUUUGGCGAGAACUGAGCUUAUAACGAUUUCAUAUUUAGACUUGUUUAUUUUGGUGCUUUCGAAUGAAAGUUCUCAGCGGUUUAAAAUAUCCAAAGAAGCACAAUUGCCAUUUUGAAAAAUAACACCGGCUCACCGCUAUUAAAAAGUAAUAGUUUCUUGAGAAAGAUGUUUGUUGUCUUGUCACAAGUUUGGGACAAAGAAAACAUUCUGAGUCUCCAUGAGGAAUCAAACCUCAGACCUUCUGAUUCUGAUGCCCUACUACUGAACCACAAAGACUCUUUGGUGAGUGAGGUCUAUUUCAAAGUUAAUACAACAUUCGUCCUGUAUACUGCUAGGAUGAGCAAUGUCGAUAGCGUCACAUUUGUUAAUAGAAUGAAAAAGAAGGUAAUUUUUUUUUGUUUGUCCCACACUCGUGACAAGAUGUAAAACAUCUAUCUCUGUUUCUUUACCAAGCUCAAAACUUACCAUCUUUCUUAUUCUAUAACAGUUUCUUUUACUAAACAAUAGUUGUCAUUGUAGAAAUGGUACAAGCUCCCCCAUGGAAUGGAACUACAAGGAACCAGGAAAAUCUUACGGUAAAAGGGAAUACAAGGCUAAAUACUCCAUCAGAGACGAACUCCCAGAACAAUUCAGUGGUGCAGGUACAUAACUAUUAAUAAAUAUCAGUGGUGAAUUUCAUUAGGAGAUUGAAAGUACCGUAGUUAUUCGGUUAUAAGGCGCACCGUUUUUUCAAGAAAUUCCUAAUUUCUAUUAAAAAUUACCGCCAAAGUUUGGGUGCGUCUUAUAGGGGAAUAUUUUCCCGAAACAAUUUUUUUUUUAUCACAGUUACUGGUUUAAAUAGUUAUCAACCAUAUAUUUUCAUACCCUAUGUGUUUAAAUCUCUCAAAGCAAUAACAUCUUUUUCGAAUAUUCGCGCCCAGUUUGGUUUACCAUUGGAUGAAGCUAAAACAAUAUAAUUUUUGAUGAAUAGUGCAUUUCAAAGCCUUUCCAUCGAUAUAUAGUGUAUGGUAGCUAUGCUUAAAAAAGCAUGCCAAAAAUUUUUUUGGCGUAGGACACCUCUGAAGGUCAUGUACAUCAUGAAGUUUUCAAAUACAUUGAACUCUCAAGCAAGAUAGUAGCUUAAGAUUUUAGAAAUGUUUUGGCUGGACAUAUUUUUUCAGGCCUCUCACCUGCCUCUGGAGCUGAAUACUUUACCAGGUAAUGGUAAGUAACUACAAAUAGAUAAGAUAUUGUGAAGAAGUGUUUAAAGUAUUUGGCAUUACAAUAGCAAGAGAGUGUGGUUCUUAAGAAAAUGUAUGGCAACACCAGGAUUGUUCCUUUUAACCCUUUUGUUUGUAGAGGUGAUUGCUUGAAAGUUAACCUCUCUGCUAUUCCAAUAUGUUUUCUUACAAGCAGGCUCUUAGAAAAGACAAGCCUCUCAGCCAGAGGUUGUUAUCCUGAUGUAAAACCGAAUUCUUUUAAAUUAAUCUAAGGAAAUGUGUGGUGAUCAGUAGGGAGAAUCUGCCAAAUGGAUCAUGUAUAACUGAAGGUUACCACCACCCUUGGUGGCUGCCUAAUGCAAAAGUCAUUGAAUUAUAGUUUCCUUCUUUUAACAAUUUUUUCCAUUGUAGGCCAGGCACCUUUUGCAAACUUGGAAAUGUGUUACAAAGGUGCCAUGGUGACAGGGCAAAGAGUGGCUCAACGGAGAGGAACUCUCUCUAAGACUGAAGAACUGCAAGUAUGUAAAUAUCUUGUUUUUUUAAUGUAGUGAAAAUAACGCACAAAACAGGUAUAAACAUCACAAGAUGUUUGGACAGAUGGUUAUUUUGUAUUGCGAAAAACUUGUCUACUUUAACCUUCACCAAAAUGUCUAAUGAGAUAUAAUUUUUUGUGAACAAGUGUGGGCGGUAAACUUCAAAUAGAGAUUUACUGUAACCACUGAAGUAUUAAUAUUUGUUAAUUUGUCGUGCUAAUUUAGAAGAAUUUUCUUUGAAGAAAAUUUGGUCGAGAACUCAACUAAUUUUGACGCAGGAGGAGGAAAUAGGAGAAUGUAAAUGUGAAAAAAUCCUCUUGGGCUGCAAAGACAAAUUGUUUUCAGAGUUGAUACUUUCUUUACAUAUUGAUCAUUCAACUGCCUAUUAACUUAUCUGUUAUUAAUUGAUGUAUUAGACUCUGAGAGAACAUAAUGAAGCCCUGAAAGCAGAGCUCAGGAAGCUGGAGGAGAAUUUAAAGGUACGUAUCUCAAUUAAUAUUACAAGAUAAUUCAUGUUUAUAAUGUAAAUUGGUCCGCUUAACGAGUUGCUAAGCUGACGUUUCGAGCGUUAGCCCUUUGUCCGAGUUAAGGAUGAUUACAUGAUAUUAGUUUUUAUGAACGCUACAAAUAGGAAAUAAAUCCCAAAUCCCUCCAGGCUUUAGACUGAAACUGUAUAACUGUUACAUUUUAGGAGGGGGAGAUUUAUUUAAGAAGUAUACACAAGGAAGCGGAGGAAGUACCGCAGAAUAUUCGAGGGCUCGCAAAGGAAGCCAUGAGGAUCCGUAGACAAGAGGAAGAAUUACACAACAUGAAAAAAAAAUUAGGCGACGUCAAAGCUAAAGAGAACUCGAGGGUUCGGCGCGAUGAAGUUCAGUUAGACAGGUUGUUGGGGAAGGGGGCUUAUGGAGAAGUUAUGAAAGGAAAAUUCCGUGGUACCGAGGUUGCUGUAAAGAUACCUAGACCUAGAAUGUCACUGGAAAGUGUGAAUCGAGAAAUUGAAAUUAUUUCUGAGCUUCAACACCCGAAUGUGGUGGAAUUUAUUGCUACGGUAGUUGAUGUUAAAUUACCGUGGGCAGUCCUAGAAUAUGCCAACCGUGACACCCUGGAAAAACUUUUGAAGGAGCGGCCAUUGGAACUCUUUGAAGUAUUCUCUCUGGGUCUAGAUGCAGGUUAUGGCCUUUUACAUCUUCACGCGCGUCGUCCGAACCCGAUUCUUCAUCGGGAUCUUCAUCCCGGAAACGUUCUCUUGUUUGGAACCAACAUUUCCCCAGUGCUUAAAUUGAGCGACUUUGGUAUGGCAACCUUUUGCCGUGAUACCUUGUCACCAAACCGAGAUACAACGUACACAACAAAAGUAAGAGAAGUGUUUCUGUUACAAUCAUGCUUCUAUUGUAAGGCUAUCUUUUAUAUUUUGUAGGUGCGAUCGCUUAGAAAGAACGUCGGAGUUCUGUUGGAUUUGUCGGAGAUCUCAGAGACAGCGAACAUUAGGAAAGAACGUUUCUCGUCAACCGAGUGUCAAGUCAGAAUUGGUCAUUCUUUUGUUUGUUAUCCUCGCGAUCGCAGCAAUCCAGUAGUAACCAGACCAAGAAAUAAUAAUUUCAUUCGGUACUUUGUGGCUAACGUAAUCGACAGGAAAUCUCAGAGAAAUUUUCGAUUGAGUAUCAGAGAAAAUCAAAUACUUUCCCUUUAUUUAGGUGAAGCCGUAAAGUUGCUUACAUAGGUUACCUAUUAAUAUAUUUACCCAUAGCCACCAGUAACCAUAUACCCUUUUUGGGUGCUUAUGUUAUUCCAGGAUGAUGUGUUCAGCUUUGGGCUGCUGCUGUUAAGGAUGUCCAUCAGAGAGAGGCCUGAUUGGAUAAACCCGAAACGUCAGUUGAAAGAAGUACCCAUCCCUUCCCUGCGAAAACUGAUAGGAGUGUGCAUCAGAAGAAUGCCAAACGGUCGACCGGACAUGCAAAAAGUGGUUUACGAGCUGGAGAUAUUGAAGUUGCUUUUCCCGCUGGGGAUAAGGAGUACAAGAACAUCUUUUAGAAAACAUCUGGAAGAGUGUUUAGAUAAAGGGAAAAAAAAAGAAGUUACGUUCUAA
Molecule: messenger RNA, 8448 nt
Organism: Pocillopora meandrina
Lineage: Eukaryota; Metazoa; Cnidaria; Anthozoa; Scleractinia; Pocilloporidae
Source: the annotation of a GenBank genome assembly